AUGGUUUCUCGGCUUGUUGUCCUCUUUUUGACAAUCCUACCACUUUCCCAGGCUUGUGUUCCUACUCAAGUCAUUACAACAACAACAACGACGACAAUACCAUGUUGUCCUAUGCUCGCUCAAUCCAGUCUGCCGAAGAGAAAUCCCUCAACAACCGACUACGAGCAAUGUUCGGUUCUGAGAAGAUUGUCGUCCACAUGCCCUCAGGAUGGAAUUGUGUUCUGUGACGCUGCCGAUGAUACAAACCCAGCACGUAUGCAAGUGGAAUUCUUCGACACUACAGGAAAAGUUAUUCGAACUGUCACCAAUACUGGCAGAACACUUGCAGUUAAUGUAUACUGUAAAAAAGGAGUAUGGACCGUAUCCAGUACAUCGGACCAGUCAUCCGCCACUUUUCUUCCCAUCUCUUCGGUGUCCUGCGCUCAAACCGGUUCUAUUGGUGCUGACAAAGGUUACAUAAUUGGACAAGCCAUCAACUAG
Necator americanus (New World hookworm) is the source of this 480-nucleotide messenger RNA. RefSeq lists its product as uncharacterized. The record is from RefSeq and is a predicted model, not a curated record. Bases 1 to 480 code for a protein of 159 amino acids. Lineage: Eukaryota; Metazoa; Nematoda; Chromadorea; Rhabditida; Ancylostomatidae. The transcript is spliced from 5 exons.